Molecule: messenger RNA, 1104 nt
Organism: Colletotrichum lupini
Lineage: Eukaryota; Fungi; Ascomycota; Sordariomycetes; Glomerellales; Glomerellaceae
Exons: 5
Coding region: 1-1104 (367 amino acids)
Source: RefSeq, a predicted model, not a curated record
AUGUCAGAAUUGGCAAUUCGACGGGCCACGAAACCUUGGUAUGCCGACAACCAGUCAAUCAGAAACACAUCACUGAGAUCCUCACCGGCCUUUCGGCCCGACGGUUAUGUCACUUCAGCCCCCAACGAACCGCUCUCUGCUCCUCUCAGUGAAAAUUUCUUCCUGUUUUCCAGGUCGUCCGGCCGGCAGUGGCUCGCGCCCCGUUCGCUUCCGAGGAUCGCGGCGUUCGUCGCACGCCAGAUCUCGAUUGUCUACAGCAGUCUAGUGCGUUUCGAAAAGUCCUUUGACGUUCGGCGUAGGCGUAAGGCUGAAAUGAGCUUCCCAUCACGCUCGAUUGGGGCCUUCGGUCUCAGAGUCCUGAUCCGGCGAUUUAUCGGAUCAACUAACACUUUACAUGUCGCCCAAACGAACCUCAUGUCUGCUGAGAGGCUUCGCCUGUUUUGGACUCUGCUCCGUGCACUCUGCCACGCCGUGGUUGUCUUGGCAGAGUUCCGGCCGGGCCGCCGAAUGCGAGUGCAACGCCAUACUGAAUUACCGAUUCACCAGACAGAUAUGCAUCGUCAAAAACGUGUCACGAGUUACGAGAUGCCAAGCCAAACCCCAAGUCUUGCCCGAGCCUCACAAGUAGGAAUUCGACUCCAAGUAGUCUUGAACAUAAGUCAUUGUCACCCAGUCGAUGUUAUUUCUCCAACAGAUACAGUUCUCAAAUUCUUGGAGGAGGGCUUCCGCAGAGACGCGCUGUUAAGAAAGGGUCUCCGAUCUAGCAAAACUCGAGAGCAACAUUAUGCCCCCGGAGCUGUUCCUUUACAUCUUCUACCACCGGGAAGUGACCAUGAAAUGAACAACCCGGGCCGGAACCCGGGACCCCUCUCUAUUCCUUUUUGUCCUUUUCCUGUCUCUCCUUCCCGGUCUUCGACCCGCGUCCCGGUGGUCUGGGAAACACACACCCCCAUCUCCAACGCCACGACGCCGCUGACGAAGACGAGCACCUUUCCAUUCUGUCGGAAACACUUUGACUCGCGCCCCGUGUCAGCCGGAUAUGCCAUGGCAUGGCCCGCUUACCUCCCUUGCUCCCCCUCGAGAUCUGAAGGAUGCUGUCGAUAG